Mya arenaria is the source of this 4193-nucleotide messenger RNA. RefSeq lists its product as uncharacterized. Lineage: Eukaryota; Metazoa; Mollusca; Bivalvia; Myida; Myidae. The record is from RefSeq and is a predicted model, not a curated record. The transcript is spliced from 9 exons. Bases 126 to 2402 code for a protein of 758 amino acids.
GGGGAAUAGCCGAGGUCUUCGGAUUGUGGCAAAACAUGCCAAAUUUACAGAUUUGUCUUUUGCUUUCACACAUUCUGCAAAGCCGCGAUCUAAUUUUCUAAAGUGUAUGCGGAAAAAUCCCUAUAAUGGCCUUCAUCAGCAGGAGACUGAAACUAUAUGGACAGUCCCCGAAAUGGUUACGUUGGAAUCUCAUUCUCGAUGACUAUAAGCUACAACAAUGGACAAGAAAUCCUUCCAUUCCAUUUAUGUAUGAUUCAAAAGGUACUAAAGAGGCCGGACCUGAACAAUUGUACCUGAAGAGAAUUCAAAGAUUAAGACAAGGGUGGCCAGUUUUGAAAUAUGCUUCUUAUCAUGGAGAAAAUCUUACCAAUGCCCAAGAGUUCCAUGUGGAUGACAGAAAGCUGAACAUUUAUUUUUUAAGGUAUUUACUUGAGGGCCAUGAUGUGGUGACGUCAGAUGGCUUAUUGCAUUACCACCAUGUUACUUAUGGUCUAUUAAGACUGUUGUCAGUUGGUGUUCUCGCUGGAGAAACUGUUCUGAAAAACUACCAGUCAGUAGCACCAAUCUUGGAUGAUCUGUUUCGAUUGACUCUGGAACUUGAUACACAAAAAUUUGAAGAAAAGCUUAUACCUGGGUUUACUGAAGUGUCGGUUGAAGCAGAAGUAACUGCUGAAGUGUCAGAGAUAGUACUGCUAUGUUUGCUGUACAGAAAUGUACCAACAUUCAUACUCUCGUGGGCUUUGCGGAGAUUUUGUCUAUGCCUGCAACAACAUCCCUGUUCUAAUGAAUUCCUUCUGUCCCUGGCUUCAAGAAUUAAAAACAUAACACCUACUGGAAAUGCAACAAAUGAAAAGGAACAAAUGCUGGAAUUUAUUUCAGCAAAAGUUCUGGAGCAAAGAGAGACUAUUGCUGCAUCGUGUGUUAUAAAAGUAUUUGAGUCAUUUCCAGGCCACAACAGCGUGUAUUUAGGCAAAUUCGAAAGCCUUGUCUUUGACAAUAUUAAUCAUCUUAGUUUUCUUGAUAUUUACAAAAUCGGGAAAAUUGUGGAAUCAUAUGGUGGAAAUACAGACUUUUUGGAGAAAUGGAAUAAGAAAUUGAGAAAUACUUCGAGAUCAUUGUCAUUAGAUGCAGACAUUAAAAAUCUCCUUUCUUAUUUCAUUUCCGAGAACUAUCAGAACAAAUGUUUACUGAAAUUGUUUGAGGUCUGGACACACCAGGACAGCUUAAGUUACAUUCAAACAUUUGAUUUGGACACACUCUGUCACAUUAUAAACUACAUGUAUUUAUGUAAGCAAAACUGUACUCCCUCUUAUGUAGAGGCUGCUAUAACACUCAUGUUGAAAAGUGAUUACAAGAUCAUAACAGUCUUUCAACUUCACACCAUACUUAAGGCGUGGAAAAUUGGAUAUGAACAUGUAUUUGUCAAUAAGCCUAUAGCUGCACGUCUUUUAAAGACACACAUGCAGUUUCUGAAAGGUGUUCCAUUACAGCAGUUUGUAAGUGAUUACAAGAGUGUGAAAUUCAUUGAAAUUUUAGAUCGGCAGUCACAGAAUCUUGAAUAUGACCAAGUCACUAUCAUUCACCCUAUACAGGCACGUCUCUUUAAGACGCACACACAACGUCUGGGUGGAACUUCCUGGCAUUGUUCAAUGGAAGAAACGGAAUUGGCAAGAUUUAUAAAACUGGUAGAGGAAUAUUUGCAUGAGAAUUUUUACCGGAUGGAUGUUUGUCAACUCCUAGAAAUAGCGGCUAGCCUGAUCAUCAACAAUGGCUAUGUUCCAGUUAAUCUACAGCCAUACAUCUUGUCGCCACUGUUUCUGGACAUGGUCAAUGGUACAUACCAGGAUGUAGAAACCAGGGAACACUGCAAGCAGCUAUUGUAUGUGAUCCAGCAGGCGUUUGCAGAAUUGGGCUGUGUCCUGCAAUGUAAAGUCGACUUUCAGCCAGAUAAAUUUGUGUCAAAAUUCAUCAAAGACAAUCCUACGGUUGCAGAGAUCAAGAAAGGAGUCACUGACGCCCUAACUAACAUGUAUGGGGAGAGCUACAAGGUCGAGUGUCUUCCCACUGCCAGUCUGAACUCUGUGUACUAUUCAGUUGAAAGGAUAGAUGGCCAAGAGGAGACGAUAAAUACCAGGCUGGCGCUACUGGUGUUGCCCUAUAGUGCCUGUCAGCUCAACUCAAGUCUUACUUUACGCCGAUCUUUUAGACAUUAUCUCUUACCUGCAGAGAUCUACAACAUCAGCCAGCUGAUUGACACUCAUAACAUUGUUCAGGUGAAAGAAAGUAAGGUGCUGGGUGCAAUAAGAUCAGGCUACUGUCAGAAGCUCCUGGAAGCUAUAAUCCUUGAAAACUUGCAGAUUAAGCAUGUGAUGUUCAAGAAUCCUAUAUACGAAAUUUCCUAGGAGAUGACCAAGGUGCAGCUGGCAGAUGGAAGUUCCUAGGAGAUGACUAGGGUCCAGCUGGCUGAUGCAAAUUCCCAGGAGUGGGCAAUGGUUCAGCUGUCAGUUGGACGUUCCUAGGAGUGGGCAAUGGUUUAGCUGUCAGAUUGACAUUCCUAGGAGUGGGCAAAGGGUCAGCUGUCAGAUGCACGUUCCUAGGAGGGGGCCAAGGGUCAGCUGUCAGAUUGAUGAUCCUAGGAGUGGGCCAAGGGUCAGCUGUCAGAUGGACGUUCCUAGGAGGGGGCCAAGGGUCAGCUGUCAGAUUGAUGAUCCUAGGAGUGGGCAAAGGGUCAGCUGUCAGAUGGACGUUCCUAGGAGGGGGCCAAGGGUCAGCUGUCAGAUUGAUGAUCCUAGGAGUGGGCCAAGGGUCAGCUGUCAGAUGGACGUUCCUAGGAGUGGGCCAAGGGUCAGCUGUCAGAUGGAUGUUCCUAGGAGUGGGCAAAGGAUCACCUGUUCCUGAGAGAGGGCCAAGGUUCAGCCAACAGAUUGACGAUUUCUAGUCCACAAAAUAACACUGUUGAAUCAAGGAACUCAAAUUCUUCUAUGUUCAUGGGUGAUAAAAUGUAAUAUUAGUAAAUAUCAGUAUUUUUCAUUUCUUCCAUUUUCCAAAUAGUCAGAUUUGUUUGCAUUUGAUCAAGAAAUAUAUUCAUCACUUCUUGUUAAUGUUCAUAAACAUGUUUUCUUUUGGCAUUCAUCAAAACAUUCAAAACAUCAUCAUAGAGAUAAAUAAAGACUUAGUCAUUUUCUCUUAGUAACUGGGGGAUGGAACAAAAUUCCGUGCAUUAUGGCAUGUAUGCAGUUCUUGUAGAAGGAAUAGAAAUAAAAGACAUCAGUUGUCUGGUUAGCACAGUGGUUAGUACACUCGCUUCUCACCUAUGUGACCCAGGUUCGAUUUCCAGACCAUCAACUGAACUCACAUGUGUAGGACCUUUAUACGCCUUCUCUUUAAGAAUUAUUUAUACAUAUGUUAUGUCACAAUACUAGCAUACCAAUGAAUUUCUAUUUUAUUUUUUGGGAAAUCAUUACUGAUUGGAUUUCCAAUAUCAUCUAGAAAGUUUAUUUCUUUAAAAAAACACCAUCUCUUUCAUACAAUUUCUUCAUUAAAAAUAGUGGGGGGGUUUCAAAGCAAAAAAUGGGAAUUUUAUUUUUACAAUUGGGUAGAAAGUGCAUAGUUAAGUGUCAGGGAACUGGGUAGAUUUUCGGCAGUGAAAUUUGUGUAAAAUAUAAAAUUGCCGUUGUUGCAAGUGGGAAAUGAAAUAAAUAAAUAAUUAAAAAAAGACCAGAUCCUACAUUAACGUAUGUAAAUGCCAUUUAAAACCACAAUAGAAACUAGUAAAGUCAUGAGCGCUUCAAUAAAUACAAAUUCAUCUUGUUUUAUUUCUUUAUUUCCAUAAAGAUUUGUAUAAAAAAUUUCAAAUUUAACAACAAGCUAAAAAUGCAGGUGUGGCGAAUGGCCCAUUGACAUGGAAGUGAAGACAGGGAUGUACAUUUGUCUCCUUAGAAAUGUAACAUUUAUACAUUAUAAUAGCUGUAAAGGAAAAUACUAAUAGUAUUUGGUAUAGAUUUAGACUUAAAUUGUUAAAAUAUUUCACUUCUACUAAUGGACUGUUAGUUAUGCUAUAUGUUCACAUUGUAGUAUUAUUCUUUUUGGUAAUAUUACCUGUAGAAGCGUUAUUUGAAACAUGUUUGCUCAUAAAUUGUUUGUAUGCUGUAGACAGGAUUGAUUGCCUGAACGCAUUAAAAGUUGUUCUUGUU